CUAUAUGAAUCUCAACAAAGAGGUCUCUCGGUCCGGUGCGGCAGCGUCCAGCCUCACCUCCUGCAGUCCCCCAGCCCGCCGCUUGGGGGCGGCGCCUGUCCUCUCGAGUCGCUCUCUCUCCUGAUUGGUCGCUCAGAAAACCAGCCAGCCGCGUCAAAACAAGAAAAAAGACAGCAGGGCCCGCGGUCAGCAUCUCCGUCAGUCAGCAGGAUGACCGACAAACACUUGUUGUGCUUCUUGCUGAUCUGCUUGCAGCUUUGCUGGGCGGAGGACAGGAAGAUCGACGCGGGGAAGACGGACAACGACACACUUUGGGGCUCUGUAAAGACCAGACGAUUGUUUGCAAGGCAGAAGAUCUCUCCACUGCAACAAAGUCCAAUCCUUAAGCACAGAUCAAACAUCCUGUCUCCCGCGCGCCGCUGCGGCCGCCUGAUGGAAAGCUGCUCCUCUCACACACCGUGCUGCGAUCCUUGCGCCUCCUGCCGCUGUCGACUCUUCAACACCAUCUGUCACUGCUGGAGGAUGAACCCCUUGUGCCUGAAGAGGACCUAGGUGGAGCUCCCACUCACAGACAUGUACACAGUUUGUACAAAAUGGUAAAAAAAAAAUAAAAAACUUAGGUCAGAGUGUAAACAGCAAAGCUGCAAAUGUUUAAUGUUUGUAUCCACAAAAUGUGACUGUAUUUUUGUUUGUGUCCCUAAAGGACUGUUAUAAAUGAAAAAAAUGUUAUAGAUUACCUUUAAUUUAUUACAAUCAGAUUUUCUCAGUUAUCAGGAUCUGCUUUUUACUUACAGAAAGAUCCAUUAAGUUUUUCUUUUUUAAUUAACACUAUAUAUUUUUUGCAGACUUGAUAAUAAGAAGCAAGCAAAAACCAACUGAUUGUUGCUCAAUAGAGAGCCACCCAAUUGUGUUUUGCAGCAGAAAAGUGAAAAGAAAACGCUGAGAUUGGGUCAUGUGAGGAAACUCAGCUCUGCUGACGCUGUUCCAUGGACUGGAAUAAGAGGAAAUUCCUCUGAGCUGAUUCGGAGAAGAGAUCAGUGGUUACCAAAAAGACUUAGCUUUUGGCACACACUAAAGGGUUCAGACAGACUCUGGAUCCAUUGGACUUAAAGCUAAUAUAGAAGACUGUCUUGUGUUUUUAGUUAAGUAAUGUGAAAAACUCCCACUAGUGUGCACAGUCGUCUUAGCUGCAGAGAAACUUUGUGAAUGAGAGAAAAAAAAACAAAGAUGCAAAGCAUAAAAAUGGUUUGGAUAACACUCAAAGCUGCAACAUAUAGCCUACAGUUGUAAUAUACAAGGGAUCUGGUUUUCUGUUUGUGCAGGAUUAAUGUUAACUCUUCUCUGACAUUUUGCUGACGUCUCCUCCGUUUCUUCUUUCCUCCCAUCGUGCCGAAAUUCAAACGGCAACUUUAUUUCUCCUUGUUCCUUGACAGACUACUUUUGUGUACUUUACUUGUUAUUGUUGGUACCUAUCAGUAUUUGUAUUUUUAAGUUAAAAUUCUUUUUUUUAUUUUUGCAAUCUAAAUAAACAUAUUUGUAAUCCUUUGCUUUUAAUUUGAACUAUUUUAGAAUAAAGAGUGAUGUUUACAAAGGAA
Molecule: messenger RNA, 1595 nt
Organism: Oryzias melastigma (Indian medaka)
Lineage: Eukaryota; Metazoa; Chordata; Actinopteri; Beloniformes; Adrianichthyidae
Gene: asip2b
Product: agouti signaling protein, nonagouti homolog (mouse) 2b
Exons: 4
Coding region: 211-552 (113 amino acids)
Biological process (GO): hormone-mediated signaling pathway; neuropeptide signaling pathway; positive regulation of feeding behavior
Cellular component (GO): extracellular region
Molecular function (GO): type 1 melanocortin receptor binding; neuropeptide hormone activity
Source: RefSeq, a predicted model, not a curated record